Homalodisca vitripennis (glassy-winged sharpshooter) is the source of this 5752-nucleotide messenger RNA. It is a transcript of the gene smash, whose product is annotated as LIM domain only protein 7. Gene Ontology annotation, biological process: positive regulation of stress fiber assembly; regulation of focal adhesion assembly. Gene Ontology annotation, molecular function: myosin II head/neck binding. The record is from RefSeq and is a predicted model, not a curated record. The transcript is spliced from 24 exons. Gene Ontology annotation, cellular component: stress fiber. The coding region runs from base 314 to 4672 and encodes 1452 amino acids. Lineage: Eukaryota; Metazoa; Arthropoda; Insecta; Hemiptera; Cicadellidae.
ACGAAAGCCAGCGCCUGCCUUCACUGCAAGAUAGUUUUAGUUAGAGUUGGGCAGCCGUGGUGAUUGUAGUUGUGUGUGUGCCGCUUUCGUCCAUUGGAUAAAUUACAGCUUAUUCUGGCCUAGGGACCUCACCCUGCUGUUUUAUCGUCUCCAUCCCUACACCCUCGAUUUUUAACCCUGUGCUGUUGAUAUCUUCCCGUGGUAGAUAUUCUCCUGAAGCAUCAUCACCUUGAACUUUGGAGGCGAGGGCCGUUCGUACGCCUAUCCAUAACAGAUUGAUUUCCUGUGACCCAAAGUGUACAAUGAGGUGAGGAUGCCGGCGGUUCAGCCCGCCCCCGGUGCCGCCUCCGGCGCCACCCCCGCUAUGCAGCGUCGCCACAGCAGCGCCUCCUCCUCCGACACCGGAUCAGACCCGGGUCUGCCGGCUAGCAGACAUACUUCUCAAGAGAACAUAGCUCUGAUUCCGACCCGGAUGACGAAGGUGGCCACAUCUAAGCCAGCAGCCAAUCCCCUGCAGUUCGUGAAAGUGGGCCCCUGCGACCUGUCGCGUUACGCCCAGGAACAGCUCAAGAAGGCGGAAGAGAUCAAGAAGGUGAAGCCAGAAAGGCGAGAUGAGGCAGAGGAUUGGCAGUCGAAUUUGGACAACUGGAAAGUCAGCAGAAGAAAAAGGCAGGAGCACAUCAUUGAAAGGGUUGUGGAGGUGAAAAAACUGGAGCUGGAAGAGCAUGAUCGCAACCGUAGGCGCAGCAAAACCUUCAAUGAGAUGUUGGAAGAAAGGAACUCUAAGGGGAGAAAAACCAGUCUUCCAGUUUUUCAGGAUGAUGACAAUGACCUUAGUGACCUUGGCCUCUCAACCCCUAAGACCAAUGGAGAAGACAGUGUGUUUCAUGAGGGAAAAGAGCCAGAGUCCAGCAGCGAUGAUGUCUCCAGUGCCUGCAGUACUGGAAUGAAUGGAGAGAAGGGAUCCACCAAUGGGCACCUCCAACGAGAGCCAUCCUCUGAACAGGAGGAGUACACGUAUGAACGUGCAAUUCAAAAUUAUGUGAACUUCACAGAAUCUAGAGUUCGAGGAAGGUCACUAACUCCAUCCGGAUCUGAUAGUUCAAAAUUAACCAAUGGUUUUUCAAAGAAAUCGUCACCUCCUAUUCCAGCGAAACCGAGAAGAGGUUCUUGUAAAAUAGAAGAGAAACUUUCAGAACUUGAAGAGAUCAAGAAAAAAUCAAUGUCUACAAAUGAUUUAACAGAAAAUACAAAGAGGCCUCUCAGUGUACCUAAAGUUGAUAUUUUGAAACGAAGGGAAAUGUUUGAAAAGUCCCAAGAAGAAGAAACACCCAGUGUUAAAAACAGGCUCUCAGGAGACUUUGGUUCCUCUAAAAGUAUUCGUGAUAGAGUUUCAUCUCUUGGCAAACCUGCUGAAGACGUGCAGAGUAUAAAGAAAAUUAAUAGACUAUCAGCUGAAGUAUCAGUUAAAGACAGGUUGUCAAGCAUUGAGAAACAAAAGUCAAUAGAAACUAUGCCCACAAAAUCAAAUACAUCACAAAAUGAUAAUAUAACCAUCACAAACUCUGUCAAAGAUAGGUUGACAUCAUUGCAAAAAAUGUCUUCCUCGUCAGAACAAAAACAAACAAAUAUCCCCAGUCAGGUAACUGUUGCAAAAGUUGAAGUGAAAGAAAAAAUACUAGCUAAAAAUAGCGUAACUAAAGAAAUUGUGCCAGCCAGAAUACCAGAAAGCAAUGAGAAAAAUGGAAUAGCAGAAAUAAAUUCAGAAAAUAAGGAUAAAGAAAGAAGUAUGUUUAAUGGCGCUCAAAAGGAAGAAGAGAUUAGUGUAGAGGAAUUGAGAGAGAAAUCAACCUUCAGUCCAACAGAAGACAUGUAUGAGAGCAAGAGGCAGCAACAUUACAGGCAUAGGUCAUUGGAUAGUUUGGAUGUAGAAUCAAACGAUGGAGUAGGCAACGAGUCUUUUGAGAGAGUACAAAGCCUAGAAGACCUAGACUUCUGCAGAAACUACCCUCCGAGCUCUGUUAGUGGAGACACGGAUCGAGAGGACAGUGGCAUUCAUACAGCCGACGUGUCAAGUUCUGUCAGCCAGGCCGAUGACUGUGACUUGCAUUUGGAUAGUGAAUUCCACCAGCAGCCUACCAUACUGGAAGAGAUAAAUAAAAAUUCUGACCUUACCACCAACCUUAUCAUAAAACAAACGAACCAAAUCAAUGUAAGUGAUCCGAUUAUGGAAACACCUCUUGAAUUAAUGCCUGGAUCAGAGGUUACGGAAAACUCUUGCAGCUUCCUAAAACUUCCAUUAAGGCUUGACUGUGAUCCUCUACCCGUGAUCCUAGAAAGUCCCUCAGAACCGAUUCCCCCCACAAUCAUAAAAGAAUGUCCCGAGUCCAAAGUCUCCAUCCCUCCAUCGAGUGAUUCUAGUCAUACCGUCACUCCUAGUCAAUCUAACGUUACCACUAAUGCUGAAAGUGACUCUAAUUCUCUUGACAAAAGUGAAACUGUAAAUACAAACUGUGAACAAUGUAACAAUGUAAGUCUUACUGUCGGUGGAGGCGAGACUUCAGUAGCUAACUCUGUACCUGUACUCUCUCUCUCCCCUGUGGAGAUCUUGCAUGAUGGGGGUGUUGAGAUCAGUCAUGCCAUCGACCUUGGGCAGCUGUCCUCAUCUCUACCGGAUCCUCAGGUGUCUGUGCACACUGAAUAUAAAUUUGAACCCAGUGAGCAGAAGCUGGAGGGGGUGCACCACUUGAGUGCCCUUACAGUAGACGUGACCAAGCCUGACUUAUCCUGUCCCAUCAUGCCCAUCAACACGCACACUCUCAGUAUGCCAAUCUUCCCGGACACAGACUCAACUAAGCUGAUUGAGAGCAUUGAAGUGGUGUUCCCUCUCAGCCCCUCAACUCUGGAACCUCCCAAAGAAAAGCCUCCACCUCCACCGACAGAAAUCAGUGAUGAUGACGAUACCACCAAUACUAGCAGCAAACCUGUGUCACUGAGGAGGCUGGACUCAACCAAACGAAUCAAAAAGGAGAUCCGACAAAAGCGAUCCUCCUUCUUGGGAAUUGAAGGCUCUAAUGAUGACAAUUAUUUGGAACCAGAACUGGAGUUGGUGCGUCGUCCCCCAGAUAUCACCAGUUUCCUGGCGGAGGAGAAGCGGCUGGAGCAAUUACUUUAUCGCCAAAGUAUCUGUAGCGAGAGCGAGAGCCGAGACUCUGGCGUGGAACUAGAGAAACAUCAUGAUGACCUGCCCUGGUCCCCCCACCCUGGUCACCACUCUCGGGACAACAGCGAGACAUAUGCAAACACGAGCACUACCUCAGAGGAGGAGGAGAUUGUGAAGAAGGAGAGGGAGAUCAUCGAGAUGUUGGAAAGAGAAGAGAUCAACAGUUACACAACUACGGCGCAAGAUGAGGACAACAUUGGAGAGAAGCUGGCAGAGCGGUUGCGGGAGCUGGAAGCAGAGAAGACCCGUCUCGAGUGGGCACGGGAAGAGGAGAUGUCUCGCAGGAAGGCAGAGGAGGCGGUGCGUGCCGAGCAGCAGAGUCGGAUACAGGCACGGGAACUUGAGCUGUGCAAACAAGAGAACACUCAGGCAGGACAAGAACUGGACAAAAAUAUGGAGUUGUUGAUGGCUGAGAGAGAGAGGCUGGAGGCAGAGCAAGCAUCCCUGGCUCGGCAGCGGGAUGUGCUGUUACAACACCAGUACAACCUAUCACUGACAGACGUGCGUGUGUCCGAGCCCACUGCCACACCCAGCUAUCGGCGCUCCAUGCAAGACCUGCGCGUGCCUGAACCUGCUAUCACCUGCUACAGGCAGCCCGCCGACCCCCCAACCACCGCCGACAACCGGCGUUCCAUGCCCAAUCUGGCAACUCAACCUCGCCGUCCCCCACCACCGAUACCCCCCGCUAAACCUCUCAUCAUCCCUCGCACCCAGGACAAGAGGACGCCCAGCCCCAGCACUCAGCAGAUGACACGUCAGACUCUGCAAGCGCUCAGUGCUGCACCAAAGCCUCGGCUCAAUGACAACUGGGUGCAGGCCAAACGCAAGCCCAACAACUACCAGCACUGGCUCAUACAGGAAGCUGAGCAGAGGCGGAUAACUGAACAUCAUCAGAGGCAAGCUCCUCCUCCUAGGAGACCUGUCCCUCCACCCCCACAACAGAACGGGGGCAGCAGUUGGGGCAGCAGCAGCAGCGGCAGCAGUGGGCAGUACACAAACUGGCAGCCGGCCGGAGGGCAGUGGGGGGCUCCUCACCCUCCGACUCCACGGUCCGACAAACCCCUGCCCGAUUCCAUCAUACAGACCUUGACGCAGAGGGUGCAGAACAGGCUUCACACUGCCGACCCCAACAACAAUCGUCGCAGGAUGGAGCAGAACCCAGUGAUAGAACACAGACCACAAGCUCCAGCUUCAGACAGCCAGGAGAAGAUGUUGAGUGUCAGCGGCAAAAAGAAGUGUUCCCAUUGUGGGGAUGAGCUGGGUCGAGGUGCUGCAAUGAUCAUUGAGAGUCUGAGGUUGUUUUACCACAUUGACUGCUUCAAGUGUUGCGUCUGCUGUGUGCAGCUUGGCGAUGGGCUGAUGGGAACGGACGUGAGGGUGCGAAAUAACAAGCUGCACUGUCACAACUGCUACUCCAGUGAUGACGGCGUCAAGUUCAGCUGUGUGUGAAGUGGUAGUCACACUCUUUCAGUACACGAACCGAGGCUAUGAUGUCUUGUCUGCUCCAAUAACAGUUGGAUGUCCACAUCACUUAGUGAAUCUGGCUUCGAGACAUCAUUGUUUGAAAAAAAUUAAAUUUUGGAAGAAAAUUUGUUUAGAAAUAUUUUUUAUUUCUAGAUAUUUAGUGUUGGUUAAUACUUUAUUAGUAGUUCAUCUACUAAGAAAAAUUGUAUAAUUUGGUUAGCAGUUUCGUCUUUUAUUUCAGAAAACGUCUUUGUGUAAUGACGUAAAGUGCUUUGCUAGACUUGCAAACGUAUAGUUAGACGUAAACCAAUAACCACAGAUAAAUGAACCAUAUAGUUAGACGUAAACCAGUAACCACAGAUAAAUGUACCUAACUAGACGAAUGUUGUUGUCUUUAUCUUACGUUGUUUAUCUUUAAUGUUUAAGUAAAGUCUAUGUGAUGUGAUUGUGAAAGUGUUGUGGGGGGGUUUUGCGAUGGUGGUGGUUAUUCUGAGUGAGGUCUUCAUACCACCCGAUGUGCAUCAAACAGUUUUCCUCCUUCUACAAGGUCUAUGUCACUAGUGAACUGUGUCUAUUUGUUGAGUUUACAAAUUCAAUUAUCAGUCUCAGAUUAGUCGAGUCAGCAGCAGAUUAUAUAGUAGUAGCUUUAUUUGUUUAGUAGUACCAGAAUGUAAAGUGAAGUAAAUAUAGUUAAAGCUCCAAUACGUGUACCUUGAAUGUCUAUAGUGUAUUAAUAUACUGUAAAUAAUAUGUACAUUUAAUGUAAAUUUAUUUAUAGAUAAAAUGAAAUGUAAAAAAAAGUAUUGUAAAUAAAAGAUAUAAUAUAAAAAAUAUUAGAAAAGCAAGAGAAAUAGUUUAUAUCAACUUUUAACAAUUUGUAUAAUAGAACAAAUCAAAGGACUACAUAAUAUACUAAGAAGUACACAAACUCUACCGUUAGCUCUUAGUGCGAUAUUGGUUAAGGCAUUGCAUAGUCUUUAUACACUUGGCAUGUAUAGUUUUAAUUUUGAACUCAAUGUUGUACUUUUGUAUGAAUACACUGACAUAAUAAAUAAUAUAUUUUAA